Molecule: messenger RNA, 351 nt
Organism: Australozyma saopauloensis
Lineage: Eukaryota; Fungi; Ascomycota; Pichiomycetes; Serinales; Metschnikowiaceae
Gene: MED11
Product: Med11p
Exons: 1
Coding region: 1-351 (116 amino acids)
Biological process (GO): regulation of transcription by RNA polymerase II
Cellular component (GO): mediator complex
Molecular function (GO): transcription coregulator activity
Source: RefSeq, a predicted model, not a curated record
AUGCCUGACUUCAUCCAGACCCGGCUCGAGGCUCUUGGCCUGAUCGACGACGAUAUCGUCAGCCUUCUUGAGAACAUCGGCACAGUUUUCGAGACAUACUCGGAACCCAGCCGCCGCGAAAAUGCAGAAAUCAAAGAGAAGUUUGAAAAUGGGGUCAAGGACGUCUAUUCGUCGCUCAGCUCGAUUGCCAUUGGCUUGCGUAACGAGAUCAAGAUCAUGGAUGAGAACAUAGGCGUGUUCGAUAAGAAUGAGGACCUGGUGAUGAUUCUUCCCAUCAGUGUUGAGCAGAAGAAUACCACGCUUGGCGUCCAGAAACAGAAGCUGGAGCUCCUGAAGUUGAAGGAUGCCUGA